GCGGCGCGUGACGCGUCCUUCUCCCCUGCCUGUCCCCACCAGCGGAAGGCAGCGUGCUCUCUGUUCCAAUAUCAGUGCUGAGUGAAUCCAGAACCAUCUGCCAAAAUGGUGAACUUCACAGUCGACCAGAUCCGUGCCAUCAUGGACAAGAAGUCCAACAUCCGUAACAUGUCCGUGAUUGCGCACGUAGACCACGGGAAAUCCACACUGACCGAUUCUCUGGUGUCCAAGGCUGGGAUCAUCGCUUCCGCCCGCGCCGGAGAGACCCGCUUCACUGACACUCGCAAAGAUGAGCAAGAGCGCUGCAUCACCAUCAAGUCCACCGCCAUCUCCCUGUACUACGAGCUGAGCGAGAAUGACUUGGCCUUCAUUAAGCAGUGUAAGGAUGGGUUGGGUUUCCUCAUCAACCUGAUCGACUCUCCCGGCCACGUGGACUUCUCCUCGGAGGUCACGGCCGCCCUGCGCGUCACAGAUGGAGCCCUUGUUGUGGUGGACUGCGUCUCUGGUGUGUGUGUGCAGACCGAGACGGUGCUGAGACAGGCCAUCGCCGAGCGCAUUAAGCCCGUGCUGAUGAUGAACAAGAUGGACCGGGCCCUGCUGGAGCUGCAGCUGGAGCCUGAGGAGCUUUACCAAACCUUCCAGCGCAUCGUGGAGAACGUAAACGUCAUCAUCUCCACGUACGGAGAGGACGAGAAUGGACCCAUGGGUAACAUCAUGAUCGAUCCAGUGGUCGGUACUGUGGGUUUCGGCUCCGGUCUGCACGGCUGGGCCUUCACCCUGAAGCAGUUUGCUGAGAUGUACGUGGCCAAGUUCGCUGCUAAAGGGGAAGGUCAGCUGAGCCCAGCUGAACGCUGUAAGAAAGUGGAGGACAUGAUGAAGAAACUCUGGGGUGACAGGUACUUUGACCCAGCCAAUGGUAAAUUCAGCAAGUCCGCCACCAGUCCUGAUGGGAAGAAGUUGCCCCGCACCUUCGCCCAGCUCAUCCUGGACCCGAUCUUCAAGGUGUUCGACGCCAUCAUGAACUUCAAGAAGGAGGACACCGCCAAACUGAUCGAGAAGCUGGACAUCAAGCUGGACUCCGAGGAUAAGGAGAAGGAGGGCAAGCCGCUGCUGAAGGCCGUGAUGCGCCGCUGGCUGCCUGCGGGAGAAGCUCUGCUUCAGAUGAUCACCAUCCACCUGCCCUCUCCCGUCACGGCCCAGAAGUACCGCUGCGAGCUGCUCUACGAAGGACCUGGAGAUGAUGAAGCUGCCAUGGGUGUCAAGAACUGCGACCCGAAGGGUCCCCUCAUGAUGUACAUCUCAAAGAUGGUGCCGACCACCGAUAAGGGCCGUUUCUACGCUUUCGGCCGUGUGUUCUCUGGUGUCGUGUCCACCGGGCUGAAAGUGAGGAUCAUGGGACCAAACUUCACCCCUGGGAAAAAGGAGGAUCUUUACCUGAAACCCAUCCAGAGGACCAUUUUGAUGAUGGGGCGUUACGUUGAGCCCAUUGAAGACGUGCCAUGCGGUAACAUCGUGGGUCUGGUUGGCGUGGACCAGUAUCUGGUGAAGACCGGGACCAUCACGACCUUUGAGCAGGCCCACAACAUGCGUGUGAUGAAGUUCAGCGUCAGCCCUGUGGUCCGAGUGGCGGUGGAGGCCAAGAACCCUGCUGACCUGCCCAAACUAGUGGAGGGACUCAAACGUCUGGCCAAGUCCGACCCCAUGGUGCAGUGCAUCAUCGAGGAGUCCGGAGAGCACAUCAUCGCUGGCGCUGGAGAACUUCACCUGGAAAUCUGCCUUAAAGAUCUGGAGGAGGACCAUGCUUGCAUUCCACUGAAGAAAUCGGACCCCGUCGUGUCAUACAGGGAGACGGUCAGUGCAGAAUCCGACCAGAUGUGCUUGUCCAAGUCCCCCAACAAACACAACCGUCUCUACAUGAAGGCCAGGCCGUUCCCAGACGGUCUCGCCGAAGACAUCGACAAGGGUGACGUGUCGUCCCGUCAGGAGCUCAAGACCCGAGCCCGUUAUCUGGCCGACAAAUACGAGUGGGAGGUCACAGAGGCCCGUAAGAUCUGGUGCUUCGGACCCGACGGGACCGGACCCAAUAUGCUGGUGGACGUGACCAAGGGAGUGCAGUACCUGAACGAGAUCAAGGACAGCGUUGUUGCUGGCUUCCAGUGGGCCACUAAAGAGGGUGUGCUGUGCGAGGAGAACAUGCGCGGCGUCCGCUUCGACAUCCACGACGUGACUCUCCACACGGACGCCAUCCACCGCGGCGGAGGCCAGAUCAUCCCCACGGCCCGCAGGGUUCUGUACGCCUGUCAGAUCACCGCCGAGCCCAGACUCAUGGAGCCCGUCUACCUGGUGGAGAUUCAGUGCCCGGAGCAAGUGGUCGGCGGCAUCUACGGCGUGUUGAACAGAAAGCGAGGUCACGUGUUCGAGGAGUCUCAGGUCAUGGGAACGCCCAUGUUCAUCGUCAAGGCCUUCCUUCCCGUCAACGAGUCUUUCGGUUUCACAGCAGAUCUGCGCUCCAACACCGGCGGUCAGGCGUUCCCUCAGUGUGUGUUCGACCACUGGCAGAUUCUGCCCGGCGACCCCAAAGACGCCGCGUCCAAGCCUUUCCAGAUCGUCGCCGAGACACGCAAGCGCAAGGGCCUGAAAGAGGGCAUGCCGGCACUCGACAACUUCCUGGACAAGUUAUAAACCGCUGAACGACACGUCUCCCACUGUAACCCCACCUCGGCGCUUUACUCUCUCAUUCCCGCGUCAUUCCUUCCCUCCUGCACUCGCUUCCUUCCCUCAGAGUACACGCGAGGGACUGGACUGUACAGGGCACAAACGUCACAUUUCUCACAGCAGACAGGAAAGUCAAGUGGAUUAUGUAAAUCUAAAUAAAGAAAAUAAAAAUGGAAAAUUA
Pimephales promelas (fathead minnow) is the source of this 2896-nucleotide messenger RNA. NCBI's taxonomy places the organism in Eukaryota, Metazoa, Chordata, Actinopteri, Cypriniformes, Leuciscidae. The record is from RefSeq and is a predicted model, not a curated record.